Molecule: messenger RNA, 1659 nt
Organism: Xyrauchen texanus (razorback sucker)
Lineage: Eukaryota; Metazoa; Chordata; Actinopteri; Cypriniformes; Catostomidae
Exons: 11
Coding region: 1-1659 (552 amino acids)
Source: RefSeq, a predicted model, not a curated record
AUGUUAACAAGCGGAAGGACACCUCAACAAGCUUGCCAACAGUGUAAUGUGGAAGAGGCUGUAAUUCGAUGCAGAGACUGCCUCCCCAAAGAACUGUAUUGCAGUAACUGUGAUGUGUCAGUGCAUCACCAGUAUGUUCUACACAACAGGGAGUCAUUUGUGGGAGGCUUUUACAAAGCCAUGUCACCGAAAUGCAUCGUUACAAAAGACAGCAGUGGUGAACAUGUAGUGAGUGAGCAAGAUUGUCUCCUACCGAUCGCUUUGCCCAAAAAGAUUUGCUGUUGUGGUGCUGAGGAUGUUUCGGUGAAUGCUGGUCGUGCCGUUAUCUUCAUAAAUAUUAAUGGUCGCUAUGAUCUCUCUCUUCCUUUGGUAACCUGUAAGUCUUGCCUAAAAUCGUGGACACCUGAGGUCAAAGACCUUAUAUUAAAUGGGUACUGGCCUGGAACCAUUGAGUUUCAGACGAUUUACACUGUCGACCUGUUUAAUACCUUUGAAGACUUUAAAGUCACGGCACCUGGCCUAUCCAGACAGGCCUUUGUGAGAAUGCUGCUGAGCCGCUCAAUGCGUUCUGGCAGAGUUGGUACAAUAUCAGUGGACUGUUUUCAGCGCAGUUUUCUGGAAUGGACGUACUGUAGACAUGAGAUGGAAACACUUCUUGGAGAUGACCAUUUCUCCUGUCCAGCUUGCAGUCAGGAUAUGGUGGCAGUGUCUCUUGAUGGGAACAGGAAAAUGUACAGGUUUAAUCGCAACGGGAUAAAUGAAAAUCCAUAUUUUGACGGAACCUUCUUUGCCAAAAAUGAAGAGGUUGCAGAGUUUUUGCAAACUAUUAGAGACAAAAUCAAACCUUCACCAGGCCGACCCAUUUGUGGAAACUCACACUUUAAAGCUGGCAGUGAGUCUAACAAGAAGUCUCAAUCCAAACUUGAUGAAGAGGGUGUGAUGAUUUCAGUCUGUAGACACUGCAUUCUUUUGAAUGGACUACAGAUGUACCGUGGAGAAGUGUUUGCAUACCCUCUUUAUCUUCAAAAAGAGCUUGGCAAGACACGAAAGAUUGAGUUUGUCUGCACUGAUGUAAUGUGCAAAUAUUACCCAUACUUAAAAAGAGUGUGUGAGGCCUUUCCUGAUCUAGAGUAUCUUUUGCAAAUGCGACCAUUCUUAUCGGUUAUGCAUGCAAAAGGUCAUUCAACCAAAUGUGAGGUGGAGUGGGGUGGCCGCAACCAAGAGGGAGCUGGUUUGACUGUUGGGGAGGAAGUGGAAGCAGUCAAUUCAUUUAUGUCACGUGCUGCAUUGACAACAAAAUAUAUGACCAAAUCUGCACGCACAGAUAUGAUCACUAUCCAUGUUCGUGGAUGGAACCUAAGGAAAAAGUUAAAUCUUCACAAUUAUCUUGCUCAAAGAUAUGUUAAGACAUUACAGAGAACAGCUGAGGUGGCAGGGGAGAUUGAGAUGACCAAAUCCCACCUGAACAAAACAAGUGAAGAUCUUCAGCAGUGGGUCACAGAUGUUCAAUUGUGGGCAGCAUCAAGUAAGUGUGUUACUAAAUCUAAAGAAAUCAUGUCAUGUGUGCAAGGGUGUAGGAAUGAGUUUGAAAUUGAGGGGGACUCAUUUUAUUCAACAAUCGUUGUUUUUAUUGGGUGGGACAACAUUAACUGCCACUAG